AUGUAUAAAAUACAAACAUUAAAUAGAGAGCAAGUGGUAGAGUUGUGGGAGGUUGAUAGGUCUGAAAUCAUUCGUUCAAUGUAUAGAAUGAGUGUUGAUGAUGACAGCGGUAAGGAGAAGUCAUUGCUCGAAUAUCCAGAGUAUCACGACGUCAAAGGAUUCUCAGAGGAAGACAUACAGCUAUACACACCAAUACUGAUAGAGUGUUUCGAUCGAGAUGGUUAUUUCUAUGUGAUCAGAGAAGAUGACAAAUCCAAUACCGAUCGUCUUGGUAAAAUCAUUGGUUGUGCUGUGCUUGAUUCAAAGAGGAUCGGUGUCAACGGUGAUCUCUUGCAGUUGCUAUUCUUUUAUGUAGGUGCUGACCAGCGUGGCAAAGGUCUUGGUAAACUACUCUUCAAACGAUGCAUUGAGCAGCUAAAGAAUCUGGAUGACGUCAACGGUAUCUAUAUCUCUUCGAUUCCUGCCAAGAACACCGUAGAUUUCUAUUUAUCACAGGGUUGUCAGUUAAUCGACACACCAGAUCCUGAAUUAUAUAAGAGGGAACCAGAGGAUAUUCAUUUAAUAUUCAAAAAAUAG
Heterostelium album PN500 is the source of this 576-nucleotide messenger RNA. RefSeq names its product GNAT family N-acetyltransferase. Lineage: Eukaryota; Evosea; Eumycetozoa; Acytosteliales; Acytosteliaceae. Gene Ontology annotation, molecular function: acyltransferase activity, transferring groups other than amino-acyl groups. The coding region runs from base 1 to 576 and encodes 191 amino acids. The transcript has a single exon. The record is from RefSeq and is a predicted model, not a curated record.